UGAAUCGGGAAAGAAAAUAAAUAGAAAAAAAAAAAGAAAAUCACAUUUUACAAAAGAAAAAAAAGAAAAGAAAGAAAAGAAACCGGACGGCAUUGAACCGGACCAUUUUCUUUGUUAUCUUCCUUCUUCUCUUCUCCUUCUCGUUGCAGCAAUACCUGCUGCUGGCUUGCUCGCUCGUUCACUGGAACUGAGUUUAAAAACACCUGCAUACCACCCGAAAUUUAUUUUCUUUUUUCUCUGAGAAUGAGCCUAAACUGCUUUAAUUCCUUACCAAUCAAACACAUUCCUUAAUAUUCUAAUGGCUUCCCUUUCAAUUCCCUCUUUUUCUCAUUUCUCUCCACCAUUUAAAAUCCCUCCAUCACAAACCACACAUAAAUUCAAAAUAACUAAAAUUUAUUCGCAUUCCAAUAGAGCCCUUCCCUUUUUGCAUAAAUUUCAUGUCUUUAGCUUCCCUGAAGCUUCAAAGUGCCACAAGACCAAACAAGAACCGUCUCUCCACCAAAAGAAGCUGUCGUUCUCAACUGGGUAUCUUACUAGACAUGAAGAGAGUGUAAUUCAAUGCAUUACAAGGCCUAUAGUGUAUGCAUUGUUUUGCAUUGCAAUUGGGUUUUGUUCAGUUGGUUCGUUUCCAGCUUAUGCAGCUGUUGCUGAACAGGUUGCAAGUGAAGUUAUUGAACUGAAAAAGAAAGAGAAAGAGAAGAAAUUGAAUGAAGAAAAGUACUCAAAAGGUCAUGAGUAUUCAGAUUAUUCUAGAAAUCUGUUAGCAGAGGUUUCAGUGUUGUUGAAAUGUAUAGAGGAGACUAGGAGGAGAAAUGGGGAUUCAGAGGAAGUGGAUUUGGCUCUGAAGGCUGUGAAAGCAAAGAAAGAAGGAUUACAAGGGCAAAUACUGGAAGGUUUAUAUUCAGAAGUGAGGGAGUUGAAAAAAGAGAAGGAGAGUUUGGAGAAACGUGCAGAUAAGAUCUUGGAUGAGGGGCUGAAAGCUAGAAGAGAGUAUGAGACAUUGGGAAUAAAUGCUGAGAAAGGAAGGAUGGAGGAGUUGGAGGAGAGAAUGGGAGUGAUAGAAGAGGAGUACAGUGGGGUUUGGGAAAAGGUUGGGGAGAUUGAGGAUGCGAUUUUGAGGAGGGAGACAAUGGCAAUGAGUGUUGGCAUCAGGGAGCUCUGCUUCAUUGAGAGGGAGUGUGAGGAGUUGGUGAAGAGAUUUAACCAGGAAAUGAGGCGAAAGAGCAAAGAAAGUCCGCGAAGCAGCUCUAUUACCAAACUUUCCAAAUCUGAAAUUCAGAGAGAACUGGAAACUGCACAAAGAAAAUUGUUAGAACAAAAGAUUCUGCCUACUCUUGUGGAAGUUGAUGGCUUUGGACCUCUAUUUGAUCAAGAUCUAGUGAAUUUUUCUAUAUGUAUAAAACAAGGCCUUAAAGAUUCAAGGAAGCUACAGAAGGAUCUGGAGGCUCGAGUUAGAAAAAAGAUGAAAAAGUUUGGUGAUGAGAAGCGUUUAAUUGUAAUGACACCAGCAAAUGAGGUUGUGAAGGGCUUCCCAGAAGUUGAGUUGAAGUGGAUGUUUGGAAAUAAGGAGGUUCUGGUGCCUAAAGCUAUUCGCUUGCAUUUAUACCAUGGAUGGAAGAAAUGGCGAGAAGAUGCAAAGGCAAACCUAAAAAGAAAUCUAUUGGAAGAUGUUGAUUUUGCUAAACAGUAUGUGGCCCAAAUACAGGAGCGUAUUCUUCUCGAUCGAGAUAGGGUGGUCUCAAAAACUUGGUAUAAUGAAGAGAAAAACAGGUGGGAGAUGGACCCAAUUGCUGUUCCAUAUGCUGUCUCAAAGAAACUAGUGGAGCAUGCUCGAAUUAGGCAUGAUUGGGGUGCCAUGUACCUUGCAUUAAAGGCAGAUGACAAGGAAUACUAUGUUGACAUUAAGGAAUUUGACAUGCUCUAUGAAGAUUUUGGAGGGUUUGAUGGGUUAUAUAUGAAAAUGCUCGCCCAGGAUAUCCCAACUGCUGUUCAUCUGAUGUGGAUCCCCUUUUCAGAAUUGAAUUUGCAUCAACAGUUUCUCUUGAUAGCAAGGCUGGUUCAACAAUGCAUAAGUGGGAUAUGGAAAACUAGAAUUGUUUCAUAUGGAAGGGAUUGGAUUUUAGAGAAAAUUAGGAACAUGAAUGAUGACAUAAUGAUGGCGAUUGUGUUUCCUAUGGUGGAGUUCAUCAUUCCUUACCCGGUAAGGCUACGGUUGGGGAUGGCAUGGCCAGAGGAAAUAGAGCAAAGUGUUGGAUCAACAUGGUACUUGAAAUGGCAAUCUGAGGCUGAAAUGAGUUUUAAGUCCAGGAAAACAGACAAUAUACAAUGGUUUAUUUGGUUCGUUGUUAGGAGUGCUCUAUAUGGAUAUAUUUUGUUUCAUGUUUUCCGAUUUUUAAAGAGAAAAGUCCCAAGACUUCUUGGCUUUGGACCUCUUCGUAGAAAUCCGAACUUGCGGAAGUUACAGAGAGUGAAAGCCUAUAUUAAUUACAAGGUGAGGCGAAUCAAACGUAAAAAGAAGGCAGGGAUUGAUCCUAUAAAAAGUGCUUUUGAACAAAUGAAGAGGGUGAAGAAUCCUCCAAUACCAUUGAAGGACUUUGCUAGUAUUGAUUCUAUGAGGGAAGAAAUUAAUGAAGUUGUAGCAUUUCUACAGAAUCCUAGGGCAUUCCAAGAAAUUGGUGCUCGUGCUCCUCGGGGAGUUCUUAUUGUUGGAGAAAGGGGAACAGGAAAGACAUCUCUGGCACUGGCUAUUGCUGCACAAGCCAAGGUUCCGGUUGUUAAAGUUUCAGCCCAGCAGUUGGAGGCUGGACUAUGGGUUGGUCAGAGUGCAUCAAAUGUUCGGGAGCUGUUUCAAACAGCUAGGGAUUUGGCACCUGUAAUAAUAUUCGUGGAGGAUUUUGACCUUUUUGCUGGUGUUCGUGGCAAGUUUAUACACACCAAGCAGCAGGAUCAUGAGGCUUUCAUUAAUCAACUUCUAGUGGAACUUGAUGGGUUUGAGAAACAAGAUGGGGUUGUUUUGAUGGCUACCACGAGAAAUAUUAAACAAAUUGAUGAGGCCUUGCAACGGCCUGGCCGGAUGGAUAGAGUAUUUUAUCUUCAACUGCCAACUCAAGCAGAAAGGGAGAAGAUUUUACUGAAUUCUGCAAAAGAAACCAUGGAUGAAUACCUAAUCGAUUUCGUGGACUGGAAAAAGGUUGCUGAGAAGACAGCUCUUUUACGCCCUGUAGAAUUGAAACUUGUUCCAGCUUGUUUGGAAGGUAGUGCCUUCCGGAGUAAAUUUGUGGAUGCAGAUGAACUAAUGAGCUACUGCAGUUGGUUUGCGACUUUCAAUGCUAUUUUCCCCAAAUGGAUUCGGAAAACCAAAAUUGCAAAAAAGAUGAGCAGGAUGCUGGUGAAUCAUCUGGGGCUAGAACUGACUAAAGAGGAUCUGCAGAGUGUAGUUGAUUUAAUGGAGCCAUAUGGUCAGAUAAGCAAUGGAAUGGAACUUCUGAGUCCUCCGCUUGAUUGGACGAGGGAGACCAAGUUCCCACAUGCUGUUUGGGCUGCUGGCCGAGGUCUUAUUGCUCUUCUAUUACCAAAUUUCGAUGUUGUAGAUAAUUUAUGGCUGGAGCCCUUUUCUUGGCAGGGAAUUGGAUGUACAAAGAUCAGUAAGGCCAAAAGUGAAGGUUCCUUAAAUGGGAAUGUGGAAUCAAGAUCCUAUCUUGAAAAGAAGCUCGUCUUUUGUUUUGGCUCAUAUGUUGCGUCCCAGCUUCUACUUCCCUUUGGUGAAGAAAAUUUUCUUUCUUCUUCAGAAUUAAGACAAGCUCAGGAGAUAGCUACACGGAUGGUGAUUCAGUAUGGGUGGGGUCCUGAUGACAGUCCUGCAAUUUAUUAUAGCAAAAAUGCGGUUACUUCUUUAAGCAUGGGGAACAAUCAUGAGUAUGACAUGGCAACUAAAGUUGAAAAGAUGUAUGACUUAGCAUAUCUUAAAGCAAGGGAAAUGCUUCAGAAGAAUCAACGAGUACUCGAAAAGAUUGUUGACGAAUUACUCGAGUUUGAGAUCUUGACCGGAAAGGAUUUGGAAAGAAUUUUAGAAAAUAACGCUGGGGUUCAGGAAAAGGAGCCCUAUUUUCUUUCCAAGGCUAAUAAUAGAGAGCCAGUGUCUAGCAGCUUUCUUGAUACAGGAAAUGGAUCAGGACCUGCUCUUUUAGGCGCAUCUAACUAGGAUAUAGGAAACUUUAGCUUCAAGUACACAUUGAUUGUUAAAGGUGACAAUGAGUUCAGAUUGCUUCAGGUAAAGAUUCCGUACCAAACAAAUGUAUCAAUAUGCCUUUUGGCUUUUGAAAGAUUGUGGAAAAAGAAUGUACAGGGAGUAGGUUUAGUUGAGAAGAGGUUCUAUUUUUUCCUUCUCAACUGAAAGUUAUCAGUAACUUAGGGUUGGCGAAAAGUGCUUCUUGUUGUAAUUUGAUUUUUGGCUAUGAAAGUUAACCAUAUUGGAAAGAAUGUGUUCUAUACUUUUUUUUCAAUAUACUGCAAUACAGGAAUCUGACUUUAAAAGUUACA
Ricinus communis (castor bean) is the source of this 4539-nucleotide messenger RNA. Its product is annotated as probable inactive ATP-dependent zinc metalloprotease FTSHI 5, chloroplastic. The transcript is spliced from 19 exons. Gene Ontology annotation, cellular component: chloroplast thylakoid. Gene Ontology annotation, molecular function: metalloendopeptidase activity; ATP hydrolysis activity; ATP-dependent peptidase activity. Gene Ontology annotation, biological process: proteolysis. Bases 299 to 4201 code for a protein of 1300 amino acids. The record is from RefSeq and is a predicted model, not a curated record. Lineage: Eukaryota; Viridiplantae; Streptophyta; Magnoliopsida; Malpighiales; Euphorbiaceae.